Molecule: messenger RNA, 1823 nt
Organism: Phaeodactylum tricornutum CCAP 1055/1
Lineage: Eukaryota; Bacillariophyta; Bacillariophyceae; Surirellales; Neidiaceae
Exons: 2
Coding region: 1-1782 (593 amino acids)
Source: RefSeq, a predicted model, not a curated record
AUGGGAUUGUUGUCGACGCGACGCUCAACCCACGCCUUGGAUCCACGAUCGCUCGCAAGCUUCCAGCAGCGGCUGGAGUGGCUACGAGCGGCUCUCCAGCGUGUGCAUGCGAAUGUUAGUCGCGACGAUCUUCGAGAUGAGCAAGAACAGCUCUCGUACGAUAUUUAUGUGACGCAACUGUCGGAUUAUAUACGCUUCACGCCAUGGCACAAAUCCUAUCUCUGCUGCUUGAAUCGUUUGGAAGGUCCCCAAACAGACUUGCCACUAUAUGCGCGAUACUUGCCUACAAAAACCAAAGAGGAAAGGGCCUUCUAUUUGAAGUUUCUGCAAGCAAUUCCAAUUCAAUUGGGUGAGGUUAUAAAUCUCCUGCAGACAGGCCUUGUGGAGAAUCGGACUCCGCCGAAGGUAAGCUUGGAUGGCGUGGUACCACAGGUUCGUGGUAUGAUCAAUGGCAAUCUUGAGGCAUUCCGCGAGCCUAUCCGCAACGCUUUCCCUAAAGACGAGGCCAAGAUCUUGGAAGCAUGUCAAGCCCAAAUCGACGGAUCUGUGACACAGGCUUUUGCAGAUUUCGCUGAUUUCUUGCAGAAUGAGUACAUUCCUCAUUUAAGAGAAGACAUCAGUGCGGUGACUGGAUAUCCAGAUGGAAAGCAAUACUAUCAGGACUGCCUAGCGUUUCACACAACCACCAGUAUGACCCCGGAUGAAAUUCAUGAGCUUGGAUUGAGCGAGGUUGAGCGCGUACGUCAAGAAAUGGAAGCGAUUGCCGCCCAAGCUGGGUACGGAGGUCGACUCGAUGACUAUCUGGAACAUUUGCGAACUUCCAAAGUUUAUGAGGCAGAGUCUGGACAAGCUUUGUGUUCCUUAUUUCGAGAUAUCACUGGGAGGAUUGCCCCCGCAAUGCUCAAAUUGUUCCAUCUCGAAACGCUGCCACGUAUGCCGUUUUCGAUCGUCGAAACUCCCUCUGCUCAUGCUUCCAUGGCACCAGCUGCGUAUUACUUAGCCGGUAGCACCAAUCAAAGUGCGUCGCGUCCGGGUAUAUUCUAUGUAAAUACAUCAGAGCUUCCGACUCGUCGCACUUACGAGUGUGAAGCUUUGGCCUUACACGAAGCAAUCCCAGGACACCAUACACAAGGAUCGAUUCAAGGUGAAAGUCACAACUUGCCCGCAUUUCGUCAAAUGCAAGAAGAUCGGCGGUAUUUUGAAGCUCCCUGCCGUUUCCCCUUCUACACUGGCUAUAUAGAAGGCUGGGGUCUGCACAGUGAGACGCUCGGUGAAGAGCUCGGUCUGUACACAAAACCAGAGAGCAAAAUGGGACAGCUUUCCAUGGAGGCCCUCCGUAGUUGUCGACUGGUGGUGGACACAGGGAUGCACGCCAUGGGUUGGACGCUGGACGAGGCAUUGCAUUUUAUGCUGGAAAAUACCGCUAUGGGAAAGCAUGAUGCCGCCACGGAAGUAGCACGGUACGUCACUUGGCCCGGACAAGCCACUGCCUACAAAGUAGGGGAGCGCUAUUUGCGGAAACUGCGCACUAUGGCAGAAACAGAAUUGGCUGAGAAAUUUGAUCCGAGAGAUUUUUAUGAUGUCGUAUUGCAAGUGGGACCAGUCCCGCUGGACACUCUGGAAAAGCUUGUUAGGGAUUACAUUCAGGAAACAAGCAAUAGAACCGCUUCAUCAGGUGGGGACUUGAGCGAGGGUGAACCUGGCUUUCUGGAACAAAUGACCUUUUUCAAUUGGUGCAAAUGUUGUGUUGUCCCGGGGUCGUGUCAGUCAACAGCACGUUAGAAUAGAAUGCUUUUAUAAGAUUUAACACUAUCUAAUAUAGU